Anguilla anguilla (European eel) is the source of this 2404-nucleotide messenger RNA. RefSeq names its product T-complex protein 11-like protein 1. NCBI's taxonomy places the organism in Eukaryota, Metazoa, Chordata, Actinopteri, Anguilliformes, Anguillidae. The record is from RefSeq and is a predicted model, not a curated record. The coding region runs from base 214 to 1698 and encodes 494 amino acids. Gene Ontology annotation, biological process: regulation of sperm capacitation. The transcript has 11 exons. Gene Ontology annotation, cellular component: acrosomal vesicle; sperm flagellum.
CAUCUGUCAUUACAUUAGGGGAAGUGAACAAGCAAGGUGACCCAAACAUGAAAAACUCGAAAAAGCGAUAAAUUCACAGUAAUGAAAAUGCUAACUAUAUGAAGCUCUAUAAUAAGAUAAUCAUCACACGGUCUAUAAACAGUACCACAGUAAACGACGAGAAGCGCACAGUUCCAAACGUGCAGUUGUCAUCGGUCCAGUGAUAAAUUAAUCAUGCCGAACGAAAACAGCGUCGACGGGACAGAUAGCGACGCGCCUUCGGAAAUACCGAACCUCCAGACACCGGACUCGCCGAGUGGCAGCCCCCCAACACAGACCUAUCUGUUGGAUAUGACACAGAUGGAACAGUGCGUAUCCAAUCUGACCCUGGCCCACGAAAUAGUGGUCAACAGAGACUUCUGCUUCAAACAGAGCACCCCUCCCAAAGACAGCUUGGAGGGAAGAGUGAAGGAGAUUGUUCACCGUGCAUUCUGGGAUAGCUUGCGGGCUCAGCUGUCACUCAGUCCUCCAGAUUACACCCAUGCAAUUACCCUCCUGCAGGAGGUGAAAGAGAUCCUGGUGUCCCUGCUCCUGCCGGGCCACACGCGGCUCCGGGCCCAGCUGGAGGAGGUCCUGGACCUGGUUCUGAUCCGGCAGCAGGCCGAGCACGGGGCCAUGGACCUGCACCGCCUCAGCGGGUACAUCGUGGGCACCAUGGCCUCCCUCUGCGCCCCCGUCCGCGACCCGGAAAUCCGAAAACUGCGGGAGCACACCGACCUGGUGCACCUGCUCAGAGAGAUCAUGCGGGUGCUGGGCCUGAUGAAGGUGGACAUGGUGAACUUCACCGUGCAGAGCCUGCGGCCACACCUCCUUCAGCAGGCCGUCCAAUACGAGCGCGCCAAGUUCCAGGAGCUCCUGGACAAGAAGCAAGUCUCCUUGGACAAUACCACUGCCUGGCUGCAGAGGGCAGUGUUGGGCAGUUCCCCAGUGGGCUCCAGCAGCGAGAGCCCAGAGCAAGAUGUGACCAAACCCACAGUCCACAGUCCCAGCCCAGUCAGUCCUAGUGCCGUGCUGAACCGGGCCUACUUCCUCCUGCUGAGCUGGGAUCCUGAAAGCCAGCUCUAUCCUGAGUCAGUUCUGAUGGACCAGGCCCGUUUGGAGGCUCUGGGCCAGAAACUGCACCUGCUGGUUCUGGAGGCUGCAGUACUGCUGGUGACCAGCACGCAGUGUGGUGGCGCUGUGUUCUCUGUGCCAGGGUUUGUAGGUAAUCUCAAGCAGACCAUCACAGCCCUGCUGGAGGGCUGUCACCAAAGUGGCUUUGACCAGCAGGGGGCGCUGCUGGCUCUCGGGGAGCAGGUUUAUAAGCAGGUGGACGAGGCUCUGAGUGCCCAGGGAGGGGUGACUCUGACCCCAGGAGUGGAGACCCUGCUGAAGGGACAGAUUUCAGGCCUGGCCCAGGACCACAACCCUGUCCGGAGCCUUAUAGGGUCCCGUGUCCAGAGCUACCUGCUCGCAGUGCUGGGAGCUCCCGAUUCUCAGAGGGGGCCGGCGGUGCCCCCCGCCCUCGUGGUGGUGGCCCCCGAGCUGAAGGAGCUGGCUGGGGCGUUCAGGAGCGUCGUGAACUUCAACCGCAUGGUCUUCGGCCCUCACUACUCCUCCAUCUUGAAGAAGCUGCUCUUCUCAGGGGGAGGAGCUGAGAUGGGCGUGGACUCCCGUUAGCCCCGCCCCCACACUGACAGACAGCUACUGACACCAGUCACCGACAGACUGUAAACAUAUUGCUCCAAAUGAGGGUGUAUUCUUAGUAGUGUGUUUGGAUCUGUACCGUACAGUGUGGCUGUAUUCAUACUGCCCAACUGGUGGUCUGUUCUGCCUGUUCAUUCCUGUCCCCUUUUGAUGAAACAAGCAUUAACCAAUGAUGUGAUGCACAUUUUUGAGCAAAGGCAUGUACAGAUUUAAAAAUUGGUAACCAUUUAAAAUGGUUCAAGCACAGUACAUAAGAUUAAUUUAGUUGUCGGUUAAAUGGUGAAUCAUGAAUUCUAUACACAGUUCAGUUUUUAUAUUCAGAUGUAAAAUGGUUGUCAGUUAUAUAAUCAAUACGUAAUUUUCUAUUUGACUGUUUACUGGGUGUAUGUUUUCUUUUGGGAAGAAUUGGCUGUUUUUAUUUUUAUUUUUUGCAGUUUGAGCAGACAUUGUGAUUGCUUUGUAUAUUUGCAGUUACCACUAUAUUUUCCUUUCAGACUGGUUGAGAUGUGGGUGCUUGUGUGUGUGUGUGUGUGUGUGUGUGUAAGAGUAGCACUUAUGUAUAUAUUUUAGAGCACUUACCAAAGAUUAUGCACAUGUGUAAAUCUAUGUACAAGUAAAGGUGUACUUCAGAAAUGUACUGCAUAUGAUGUGAUGUCAUAAAUAUUAUAUAUCAUGAAUA